Seminavis robusta is the source of this 1205-nucleotide messenger RNA. The record is from the annotation of a GenBank genome assembly. NCBI's taxonomy places the organism in Eukaryota, Bacillariophyta, Bacillariophyceae, Naviculales, Naviculaceae.
AAACAACAUCAGCAACAAAAACGGGAACCGUUCAAGUUUCUCUGUUGUGAUACAUUGUAAAAUCCGCUCACUGAGCCAGUCGCGUUGCCUUGAACGGGUUGCCUGCAUACAGAUAGAUAAGCCGCCCCAAGUACCAAAGAGAUUAUCUGGUCAAACGACGACCAGCUCUUUAUUCAUAAGUCUAAGUUAUCCAAAACGGCACUACAAAGGUACUACCCUCUGGUACACGAGCUCACAAUUCCUGAUCAGAUAGACUCGAUUCUUUGAAUACCAAGCACCAUGAUGUCUUCAUCUUCCCCCAACAGCAACAACAGCAGCGUGAAGCAGUCCAAGCGAGGUUCUAUCAAUAUCUGGAUCAAUCGGCUACGAAACAACAACAGCAAUAGUUUGGAUGAUUGCUCUUCGUCUGUGUCAUCUCUGUCGACACCGUUUCUAAUGGAUGCGUCGUCGUCCUUCUACUCGGGCGAGUUCCCAAGCGACGCCAGCUUUGAUCUGACACUCUUGGAAGAAUCCGACGACGACGACAACACGAAUGCUGAUUCGGUAGUGCGCCCCAGGAAUCCUGACUGGCGAUGGGACAGUGACCCGAAUUUGCCGCUCCAACGAGAUUUGGGAACUACUGCGGAUACACCCGUCAUGCCCCCCACGCGCAGCAAGUCCAACGGCACAACGAGGCGUUCCAGUGCCACUGCCACGUUGUCUCGAUUGCUUUUGCAGCAGCAACGCAAGAACUUGUUGACCAUCUCCAAGCGAACUCAAUCGUUAAAGUCUCUGCUACAGAAACCUCGUAUGCCACGACGACAGCUCAGUGAUGCCAGCAAUCAUCACUUGUCUUCACAACCCGAGAACGAGACUAAGGUCGAACCGGACGUUACCGAAACAACAGACACCACGGAAAACGGCGCGGUGAUGGAAGCUUGCUCCAACAGAAAACGUAGCAGCUUUUCAGAACGGCUUCGACGAUUCCCCAUGGAUUUGCCCACACGAAAGCUUCCCGCUCGAGCGGCACGGAUACAACGAGUCACUCGUCCCCGUAAGGUAGUGCGAGGUGCCACAUGUACCACCAAGAACAACAAUAGUGGAAGCAGUUCCGAACGGGCAGGUUCCUCCAAGCUGGCACUCUUGCAGAUUAUGCCAAACAAACAAAGGUAGAUAUUACCAUAAUAAGCAGCAGAAGGCUAUAGCAUUUUCUUUCCUAACAGUAC